Molecule: messenger RNA, 8382 nt
Organism: Monodelphis domestica (gray short-tailed opossum)
Lineage: Eukaryota; Metazoa; Chordata; Mammalia; Didelphimorphia; Didelphidae
Gene: CTNNA3
Product: catenin alpha 3
Biological process (GO): cell migration; cell-cell adhesion
Cellular component (GO): fascia adherens; adherens junction
Molecular function (GO): cadherin binding; actin filament binding; beta-catenin binding
Source: RefSeq, a predicted model, not a curated record
UCAUCAUCGUCAAAAAAGGUCUAGACAAAGCCAACCCAGGACGCUCUUUCUGAGCUUUAGGGCAGGCGAGCUUGCGGGACUCUGGGUAAAGUGUGUGUCUGGGCUUCCUCAAUGAAGUAUUUUCAGCAACAAGUUGUCAGUGAAGUCAGGGACUCGGUGGGUCAGGAUUAGAUACCACCCACCCUCGCCUGUGACCUCCCCCUUCCUCCCUCCUCUCUCUCUCUCUCUCUCCCUCUCCUCUCCGAGGUGACUGACUGUCCCACUGUCACUGCCUCUCAGCUGGGUCCCCGGCCCCUCUGUGCCUGACUGAGCCAGGCGAUCGGCCUGCGAGGCUGCUGACAGGAGUGCACGUCCAGAGGACAUCUCCUUUACAGGAAGUAGAAGAAAGGCAGAAUGUCAGCUGAGACACCAAUCCAACUGAAAAUGAAUCCUCAGGACCUUCAGAUUCAGACACAUACAGUGGAGAAGCUACUAGAACCCCUCAUAAUCCAGGUUACCACACUGGUGAAUUGUCCCCAGAACCUUUCCACUAGGAAAAAGGGACGUUCCAAAAGAGCCCGAGUUCUUCUUGCUUCUGUGGAAGAAGCCACAUGGAAUUUACUCGACAAAGGGGAGAAGAUUGCCAGUGAGGCCAGAGUCUUAAAGGAAGAGCUCACGGCAGCCCUCCAGGAAGUUCAGAAAGAAAGUGAAGCUCUGAGGGUAUCAGCUGAAACAUUUACAGAUGAUCCUUGUUUUCUGCCUAAGAGGGAGGCUGUGGUUCAGGCUGCCCGUGCCUUGUUGGCAGCUGUCACCAGGCUACUUAUCUUGGCCGACAUGAUUGAUGUCAUGUGCCUCUUGCAACAUGUGUCUGCUUUUCAGAAGACAUUCGAGUCCCUAAAAAAUGCAUCCAACAAGUCUGACCUGCAGAAGAACUACCAGAAACUUGGCAAGGAGCUAGAAAAUCUAGAUUAUUUGGCUUGGAAACGCCAGCAGGACUUAAAAUCUCCAGCCCAGAGGGAUGAGAUUGCAGGGGCCCGGGCUUCAUUGAAGGAAAACUCUCCUCUCUUACAUUCGAUUUGUUCGGCGUGCCUGGAGCAUGAUGAUGUGGCCUCUCUCCAAGCCAGCAAGGAUACAGUUUGUAAUGAGAUCCAGAAUGCCCUCGAUAUGAUUUCUAAUGCAUCACAAGGAAUCCAGAGCUCAAAGGCAGAGCCAGAACCUCAGUCAGCCACACUGGGCAGUGCAUUGGAUGAACUUGAGAAUUUAGUAAUCUUGGAUCCACUUACAGUAAGUGAGGAUAAAAUCCGUCCCUCCCUUGAGAAACGCUUAGAGGCCAUCAUCAGUGGGGCAGCAUUGUUGGCUGAUUCUUCAUGUACAAGGGACUUCCACCGGGAAAGGAUCAUCACUGAGUGUAACUCCAUUCGACAGGCUCUCCAGGACUUGCUCUCAGAAUAUAUGGACAAUGCUGGGAAGAAGGAAAGGAGUAAUACCCUGAAUAUUGCAAUAGAUAACAUGUGCAAAAAGACCAGAGACCUGCGAAGACAGCUCCGUAAGGCCAUUAUUGACCAUGUAUCGGACUCUUUCUUGGACACAACAGUCCCACUUCUUGUUCUCAUUGAAGCAGCCAAGAAUGGAAGAGAAAAGGAAAUGAAAGAAUACGCUGCUAUAUUCCGUGAACACACCAACAGGCUUCUGGAGGUGGCUAACCUUGCUUGUUCCCUGUCUGCAAAUGAAGAUGGAAUUAAAAUUGUCAAGACAGCAGCCAGUCACAUGGAAACAUUGUGCCCACAGGUUAUCAAUGCAGCCCUUGCUCUUGCUGCCCGACCAAAAAGCCAGGUGGUCAAAUCCAAUAUGGACAUGUAUAAACGCUUAUGGGAGAAUCACAUCCACGUCCUCACCGAAGCAGUAGAUGACAUUACAAGUAUCGAUGACUUCCUCGCUGUAUCUGAAAGCCAUAUCCUAGAGGAUGUCAACAAGUGCAUCAUUGCUUUAAGAGACCAGGAUAUCGACAAUUUAGACCGUGCUGCUGGUGCAAUCAAAGGACGAGCUGCAAGGGUUGCUCACAUUGUUAUGGGAGAAAUGGACAGUUAUGAGCCUGGGGCUUACACUGAAGGAGUGCUGAGGAAUGUUAGCUACCUUACCAACACUGCAAUCCCAGAGUUUGUCAUCCAUGUCAACAUUGCCUUGGAAGCCCUCAGCACAAAUUCUAUGCACCAGUUUGAUGAUAGCCAAUUUGUGGAUGCCUCCAAAAAGGUCUAUGAUUCUAUCCAUGAUAUCCGCUGUGCCGUCAUGAUGAUCAGGACUCCUGAGGAGCUGGAAGAUAUUUCAGAUCUGGAAGAAGACCAUGAUGUCCGCAGUCAUACAAGCAUUCAGACAGAAGGGAAGACAGAUCGGGCUAAAAUGACUCAACUGCCUGAGGCUGAAAAGGAAAAGAUAGCUGAGCAAGUAGCUGAUUUCAAGAAAGUCAAGAGCAAGCUUGAUGCUGAGAUUGAGAUCUGGGAUGAUACUAGUAAUGACAUCAUUGUCCUGGCCAAGAAGAUGUGCAUGAUUAUGAUGGAGAUGACAGACUUCACCAGGGGCAGAGGCCCAUUGAAACAUACAACUGAUGUGAUUUAUGCAGCCAAAAUGAUAUCAGAAUCAGGCUCAAGGAUGGAUGUCCUUGCACGGCAGAUCGCCAAACAAUGCCCUGACCCAUCCUGCAAACAGGAUUUGUUGGCUUAUCUGGAACAAAUCAAAUUCUAUUCUCACCAACUCAAAAUAUGCAGUCAAGUCAAAGCUGAAAUCCAGAAUUUGGGAGGAGAACUCAUCAUGUCUGCUUUGGACAGUGUCACCUCACUAAUCCAGGCUGCCAAGAACUUAAUGAAUGCUGUUGUCCAUACUGUGAAAAUGUCCUACAUUGCCUCCACAAAAAUCAUCAGGAUUCAAAGUUCUACAGGUCCAAGACACCCUGUUGUCAUGUGGAGAAUGAAGGCUCCUGCAAAAAAGCCCCUAAUUAAGAGAGAGAAGCCAGAGGAAGUCUUUGCAGCAGUAAGAAGAGGCUCAACUAAGAAGCAAAUCCACCCUGUACAAGUCAUGAGUGAAUUCAGAGGAAGACAAGUCUAUUAACCUGACCUUUCAAUCCCAGCUAAUCCAUUUUAUGAUCCCUGCUAAUUUCACAGCCUUUGUUUUCUACUAGACCACUUCUUUACGGGCACUAAUAUUUGAUGUGUAAACAACAAGUAGCAUAGGUCAUGUAAUGAGUUUGCUGUGCCACUCUGAAAAGCAUGGUUUCACACCACACCUCUUAUCUGGAAAGAAGUUGUCAAAGUUGGUUAAAUUCCUCAUCCACACUCCCAAAGACAAUCUUAUAUUCCUCUCUAUCCCCACAAUCAACAACAACAACAAAAAAAUUGGAAGCUCAAUUAUGUCCUAUCUGUCAUCAUGCAUGUCAAUAAUACCCACUUACUUAAAAUGUUGGGAUGUCUUAAUAGAAGCCAUCCUCUUGGUUUUCAAUGGAAAAAUCAAUAUAAGAAUAUUUAGCAAGUGCCUACUGUGCAUCAGAUACAGUAUUAUAUAUCAGGGAUACACAUCAAACAAACAGUUCCAUCAUGAAGCCUUUUGUAAUCUUUUCUUGGUACCCACCAUAGAUUCUUACAUGCAGUAGACACAAUAAAAUGCCUGUCAAUGAAUUGAUAGUAAUUGAUUGUUAAUGAAUUGAUAGUAAUUUAUUAAUAAUCUUUUUAACUUUGUCACCUAUAAUACACUUCCAGACCUGACUUAAGAGUCAUGUUUUGUAGAGGUAUGUACUCACUGAAGGCAAAUUCUACAAGAGUACAGCUUUUAAUGGGCUGUGUCACACAUAGAAAUCUACCAAGAUUCAGCAGCCAAAUACCUGGCUAUUUCAGAAGUUCAGCCUAUGAUAGUUGGAAGUAUUUCACACUUGUAGAUGAAAUGUUUUUAACCUUCCCUCUUUUCUGAUGAAUGUGCUGGUGACAAUUAGCCCAGGCACAGGCUUCUCAAGUGCUGACUUGGAAAGGUCCAUAAAAGCACUUGCUGAAAGGAUGGGGCAUCACCUAUUUAGGGAACCAGGAGAGUACAGUAGGUCAAGAAGGUUCCAAUAGCACAAAGAAAAUGUUCUCAGUGUAAAUUUGAAGUCCUUUUAUCAGUCUAUAGCAAGUGAGAGAAUAGAAGAACUAUUGCCUUGAAAACCUCUGGACAUUUAGAGGAAAAAGCUAAUGUUUUAAAAUAUUCCAUUGAAUCCUGAAGGCAAGUUAAUAGUAAUGGAGCUAGAAUGAUUUUGAUAAUUUUCUUUUAAUAUAUAUCUUUGCAAAAAAAACAGGGGGCCCUGUUCAAGUAUACAGUUGCCAACAACAUUUGAAUACACUGUUCCCCAAAGUGUCCUUCUGACAAUGCUCCUGGAUUUCAAAUAGGCCAUUUUAUAGUUUAACCUCAGUAUUCUCUUUGCUCAAUCUUCAGUGUUUAUUCAAAGGCUAUGGCUAUGUGGUACAUGGAAAAGAAUACAGAAGCCAGUGGAGACAUGGAUUCAAAUCCCAUCUCUGGCACCUCCCAAUAACCUAUAAUAGCCUUAAUUUCUUUAUAUGUAAACUGGGGGCAAUAAUAGGUAUAAUGCUUUCAAGCCAUAUUUGCCUUGGAGAUCAUAUGAGAUAAUUCAGGUAAAGGAUUUUGCAAACAUUAAAAGUACUAUCAAAGCUUAUGUUGUGCUGGGGAUGGGUGCUGAACUCAGAAGAGACCUGAUUUGAAAUCCUAUCUCUGACAUUUUCUGGUUGUGCAACUAUAAACAAAAUAAUAAAUCUCUUCCAGCCUUAAUUUCCUUAUAUAUGAAAUUGGGCUAAUAGUAAUGCCUGUAAUAACUAUCAUCCUGGGUUAUUGUGAGAAACAUUUGAUAAAAUGCAUGUGAAGUGUUUUGCAAAUAUUAAAGGCUUAAAUAAAUCUUAACUAUUAUUAGUACUAUUGCUACUACUACCUUUCUUAAGUUUGCUGACUAUUCCUUAUCAUUUUCAAUCAAAAAAGUUUCAACCCAACAUCCUCCUUUUUAAAUCUCUCAUAUUUUUAAAUCUCCCUCUUUCUAGCUUCUCUUUAAAAUACUAUAUAUCAUUCUUAAUUGUUUUAGACUUGAAUUUGUGCUUUAUUUGAAUUUCAAGGCAAUGGAGACAAAAUGAAGACCACAUCUUUCCAAUUGUCUUCUGACUUUCAAAGAUCAUUUUGUUCCAAUUUGCUUCGUGAAGAAAACAAAACAAACAAAAAGACACACUUAAAAUUUCUGUUGUUAAGUGGAAAGAGUUGUAACCAGUGUUAGAAGAUGCUAGUUCAAAAUCCUGGCAUUUUAAUCCCUUGGAACUUUGGGCAAAAUUUAUCUUUCUGUCAUAUUCUUGUCCACAGAAUGAGGGAGUGCAACUAGAUAACAUCUAAGAUCUUUGCAGCUCAAAAUCUAUGAUUUGGUGUGACUAGAAAGGGUUUAUGUUGGAAUUGAUGCAAAUGUUUUUGUGUCAGGAAGUCUAGGGUUCAAGAAUCAACUCUGCUACAUUGUAUUAUAACUUUGUGAUUCUUGGCAAGUCACUAAACCACUCAGAAUUCUAAAGAACUCUUCAAGACUCUGAAUUAGAAAGAAAAUCCACUUUGGUAGAGAGUUUACUCUUCCUGACAUUUGCUGUAUCAAUAUGAUAACAGGUACGAUAUCUCUAUGUCUCUGUGUGCUUGUCUCUCUCUCCCUCUCUCUCUCUCAUAUGUGCAAUAAAUAUAUAUAUAUAUAUAUACAUACUAUUGCUCAUUCAUAUUUGUACAUUAUAUAUGUAUAGAUAUGCAUGCAUGAAUGAGCAAUAAUGAUUUCCCUCCAGAAUAUUACAAAAAUCAAAACAAAUUCUUUGCCAGGAAAGGUGUUUGGUAAAUAGGCAAAAUAUGCUAAUAGUGCAUGAUUUUAAUGAGGAACUUCUCAUUCUGAAAAAUAUAAAUCCAUUUGACAGCACUACAUUAUUUGAGUUUCCAUGCACAAACCUCCCCUAAAAUGUAAUAAAAAAUCACCACUUGUAUUAUAUGAUAUAUACAUAUAUCAUAUAUAUAUAAAACAAAUAUAUCAUUAUAUAUAUAAUAUAAUAUAUUAAUUUCUCAGGCUCUAAACUCUAUCCAUAAUACUGUGUCCUAAAUAUCUAGGACAGAUCCAUUCUCCACAAUUAUAGAACAACAAUAAUUCAGAUGCAGUUGGGAUAUCUUUGGUUAAAUUACAUAGAUAAAUGUAUCCAAAAUUUCCCAUUCUGUGUCUAAGAUUCUUUUUUUUUUUAAGGGAAUUACAGAAUCCUCGAGUAGGAAGAGAUCUCAAAAGUUAGUCUAACAAACAUUCAUUUAACUGAUUAAAAAUCCAUUUUGCAAUGAACCUCACAUGUUAUCACCUGCCUCUUUAUUAGAAAAUGUGUUUAUGAGAGACUAAACUAGAAAGUCUUCAUCUUCUUUUCAAAAGAAGAUAUAUUAGGUUCUUGAUAUGCAAAUCAGAAAUAAAUAGAAACUUAUUUCUCGGGUAAAUUAUUUUGAUUAAAAUAUCCUUAUUACAGGUUAGCAGUAUAGAAUCUUACAUUGAGAGGGACCUAAGAAGUAUACUAAAAUCUAUGUGUAUUUACUGAUUGUUCUACCUUGUGAAAAUCUAUUCUCCCUGAGUUAUUUAUUUUCCAUUCAUAGAGGAGAGUUAGACCGAAAAGUUUUUGAAGUGUUUUAUCUCUGAAUCUGAAAUAUGCUUUUUGAUAAAGCUCUCCCAAAACAAAUAGCAACCACAUUAAGAUACAAUAUCAAACUACAAUAGAAAUAUUGUUAAACUUUUGUUUAAGAAGAACAGAGUAUUAACUACAGUUAAAUAAUGGUUAUUCAAAUCUAAAACAGGGAAACCUCAUUACUGAUUUAUUAUUUAGAAAUUCAAAUUCCUUAGACUUCAUACUUUUUUCAGAUAUGAAUUCAGGAACACAAUGUUAUCUCUGCUUCAAAAAUAUGGAAAAUCUGAGUUUAAAGUACUACCAAAUAAUCAAUUUGACAAUAAAAAAUCUUUUGCCAGAUAGAUGUAAUUGUGUGUGGGAAGAAGACAAUGAUAAAAUUGAGAGAAAGAGAAAUAGCAUCUCAAAGACAUUUUUGUACUUACUCCAAGAAAAAAAUAAAUUGACAUUUAAUUCAUAGAAGAUUCUGGAAAUAAUAAUAAUAUCCCUAUUUUGAUAGACUGUGAACUAAAGAAUACAGUGGGAAGAGCUUGAACUAAGAUGUCAGAAGGCCUGGGCUAUAUUUUUGUAUUUGGCAAAUCACUUACCAUCCCUGAACCUCAGUUUCCUCAGCUAUAAAAUUUAGAGACAUUGAAGAUUAUCUCCUUUCUAGCUUUAAUGGCCCUAUGUUAGAUGGUAAAGUUUCAUUAUCCCAAAUCAUUGCUACUUAUACAAGCAGUAGGUUCUCAAAUCAUUGUUAUACAUUGUGAACAAUAAAAGAAUGAACAAAGCCAUUAAACACUUAAGAGAUGUUCUGCUAUCUGUAGGGAGAGAGAAGGGGGGGUGGGGAGGGAGAGAAAGGAAGGGAGGGAGAGAGGAAGGGAGAGGGAGAAAGAGCUGGCAGAUAGAUGUUUCAAUAAAGUUGGAGUUGACCAUCACUAUUACACUAUGACUCAUUCCAGAUUUCUCAUCAGCUUCUGGAGCUUCCCAUUCCUCCAUAGUAUACAAAUCUAUUCUCUCUCCAUUUAAUAUCUACCAAUAUUCUUGACCUAUCCUAUACUUUCUCCCCAUUCUGCUUCCAUUUCCAGUUUCUCUCAAUCAUAUAUUAUUUUGAUACGCAUUAAUUAAUGUUUCACUGUCCAUUUUUCUAAUCUAUUUUAACAAAAUCUGUCUACUUCUCUAUUAAAAUUUCAUUCUCACUUCAUCUUGUCAGUGAUACCUAUAUAUGAUGAAAUUUACUCCCCUAGAAUAAGAUAUUUAAAGCAUAAGGUUGCUCCAAAGAUUACAUGUUAAUAGAUAAAAAGUUGAUUGAAUACCUUAAAGUACAAUAUUGGUUAAUUGCAUAGAGGUUUGACCAAAUCGAGCUCUAACAACAACAACAACAACAACAACAACAAACAAAGUGGUCACUAUGAAACAUUUUUCCUGUAAGCACAACAAAGAAAAUCAAAAGAAAAAGUUUGUGGCACAGGUAGGAGGGGAGUCAGAGGACAAGGCUAGGAGUGAGAAAGCAUUCCAGCCACACGGUCAGCAACAUUAUUCAUGCAUCAUGGAGGUGGCAGCUGUAGCUGCAACAAAAUUAAUACUGAUAGCUCUCACCACCCAGAUAUGUUAAAGGAACCGGACACCUGAUCAUAAAGUAUUUGUAUACAUGUAUAUGUAUCUGUAUCCACAAACAGAAACAUAUAUGAACAAUAUAUAACUUCAUUAUAUAUAAAAUGCAUAACAUCACUAA